Messenger RNA from Lodderomyces pseudojiufengensis, 1539 nucleotides. Its product is annotated as glycerophosphocholine acyltransferase. NCBI's taxonomy places the organism in Eukaryota, Fungi, Ascomycota, Pichiomycetes, Serinales, Debaryomycetaceae. The transcript has a single exon. The record is from RefSeq and is a predicted model, not a curated record. Gene Ontology annotation, biological process: phosphatidylcholine biosynthetic process. Bases 1 to 1539 code for a protein of 512 amino acids.
AUGGCAAAAAAAGUAGCAAGUGAACCUGUUUUGCCUGGUUUAACAGAAGAAAUAUCUCCACAAACAAAUAAUAAUUUCAACAAUGCAGAUUCAGCUGUUAUAGAUGAUGAAGAUGAUGAAAAAUCCAACUUGACCAAUCAAAAUUUAUAUACUUCUUCAAAUGCAAGUUAUUCAUCUUUGAAUCAUUCUCCACAAUUAAUGAGAAGUGAUUCAACGGCUUCAAUUCCAUAUUUAGAUUUAUCAAAAUUAAUGUUUGCAAAUGAUUUUGAUUUUGGAUUAGAUUUAAAUAAUGUAAGUGAUUUAACUAAAAAAAGAUUGAAUAGUAUGAAAAAUAAAACUAAAGAAAGGUUUAAUAUAUAUAAUAAAAAAGGAAAUAUUGAAUUAGAUAAAUUACAAGAUAUUUUAAAUCAAAGACUUUUAAAAUUUGAUGAAAGAAUUCAUAAAAAUUUAACAAGUUCAUCAACUGAAAAAUUAUUUUAUGCUUUAAGUGUAUUUAUAAUAGCUUGUGCUGGAUUUGUUAUUGGUAAAUAUCCAAAUUAUUUUCCACAUUUUCAUACUGGGUUAUUUAUUGUAUUAAUGCCUAUAAGAUUUUAUACAUAUUUCAAACAAAGUUUUCAAUAUUAUUUGGCUGAUUUAUGUUAUUAUGUAAAUUUGUUAUUGAUGUUAUUCAUUUGGGUAUUUCCUCAAUCACCUACAUUAUUUGUUUCUGUAUUUUCAUUAUCUUUGGGGACAUUAUCUUGGGCAGUUAUAACAUGGAGAAAUUCAUUAGUUUUACAUUCAGUUGAAAAAACUACAUCAUCAUUCAUUCAUGUUAUGCCACCAAUCACAAUGUUUGUCAUGGUUCAUGAAUUAAGUCCAGAAUACAUACGAGAAAGAUAUCCUGGGAUAGCGGCCAUAUCAAAUUGGAAUUUUGCAGCAUCAUUAGUCAUAACAUCUAUAUAUUAUACAAUUUGGCAAGUAACAUAUCAUUAUUUCAUAACCAUUAAAAGAAAAGAUCAAAUUGAAAAAGGGAAAGUAACUUCUUUUUCUUAUUUAAAAAAUAAAAAUAAAUCAACAAAAUUAGGUAAAUUUGUAAAUGGUUUGCCAUAUUUAUGGAUGCAAACAUUAGCAUUCACAUUGAUCCAAUUUGGUUAUCAAUUAUUAACAAUGUUGCCAUGUCCAAUUUGGUUCAGAUAUAAACAUGCAUGUGGAGCAUUUGUAUGUUUUAUAUUCAUAUGGGCAAGUUAUAAUGGAGCAACUUGGUAUAUAGAUGUAUUUGGUAAAAGAUUAGAAAAAGAAGUUGAUAAAUUGAAAAGGGAAGUUGGUAAGUUACAACAAGAGAAUGAGAAAUUACAAUUUUCGCCAUUGAACAAACCAGUUAAUGGCUCAAUCAAUCAGAAUGGAGAAGUAUUGGAUGAAGAUGUUAAGAAUUAUGAUGAUUUAAAAGGUGGUUUGAAAAAUGAUGAAAUUAAUGAUGAUGGUAUAGUUCUAGAAACUGAAAAAGCUUCUCCAAAGUUAACUAAAUCUGGGUUGAAAACAGAGAGCAGCAAAGCUAAAUAA